AAUAAUCGAAAAAAUCAGUUUCGAAUUUUGUUUAAAAAUUCCAUUCCACUGAAACGAAGAAGAAGCCAAAUGAUUGCACAACUCGUGCUUCCAAUUCUUGUGAUUUUCGGAUCUCUGGUGAUGAAUUGUGGCGGAAAGAAGAAGAAGUCAGCAAAUUCUCCGGAAGGAACAAAUAAAUCAAAGUUAGGGGCUCCAAAGGAGAAGAAGGAUGAAACUGAAGGCAACUACGAGGAGCUCGCCGUGCCACAAUAAUUUUCAGGAUUCUCAUUUUUCACUUGAAUAAACCAGUUUUAUUGGGAU
Messenger RNA from Caenorhabditis elegans, 300 nucleotides. RefSeq lists its product as uncharacterized. The record is from RefSeq and is marked reviewed. Bases 70 to 252 code for a protein of 60 amino acids. The transcript has 3 exons. Lineage: Eukaryota; Metazoa; Nematoda; Chromadorea; Rhabditida; Rhabditidae.